UCUAUGUAUUAUGAACUGUCGACUUUCAAAAAACCCUCGAUUAGAAUAUAUAACAGCAAAUACAGGAAACCUCUACAGCCACCAUAUUGUCACCAUGGGGAAAUCUGUAGCGACUCUGCAACUUUUGAUGGGUUGCUGCAAGACCAGUUCUGAGGCAGAUGGUCGCACUGACACUACAGAUGAUAGACCUAAGUUACCUGCACCGCUAAAUCACCAGUCACCAGUUAUGGAUCCGAUUGAAUCCAGCUCAUCUUAUGAUAAGGAGAAUCGAAGUCAUCCACCUGCCUCUGAGACUGGUCUAAGAUAUGAGAUGAAGAAAUAUGGUUUUAAAGAACUAGCAGAGGUAACUGGUUAUUUCUCCGACGACAACCUCCUCGGCGAGGGUGGUUUUGGUCUAGUCUAUAAGGCAACUUUAGAUGGUGAAGACGUUGCUAUCAAGAAACUUAAAAGAGAGCUGGAAAAUAAGUUGGAGGAGAGUGAGUACCUUAGCAGUGUGAGUCACCCAAAUAUUGUUAAGAUGAUUGGGUACUGCAGUGAGGGAAAAAAUAGAUUGCUUGUUUUAGAGUUCAUUCCCAACAAUACCUUGGCAUAUCAUUUACAUGUUGAAAAAAACAAGACUUUGGACUGGUCAACAAGAAUGAAUAUUGCCUUACAAACUGCAAAUGGGUUGCUAUAUUUACAUGAAGGCUGUAAACCUUCAAUUAUACACCGAGAUAUGAAAGCCGAUAAUAUUCUUCUUGAUAAUAACUUUAAAGUAAAGGUGGCAGAUUUUUCACUGUCCAGUUUUUUGGAUACUCGUAACGUUCACCACAUUUCCAGUAUAUGUAGGGGAACCAACGUCUAUGCAGAUAAAGAAUUUGGUGAUGUUCAGAAAAUUACAGAUAAAUUAGAUGUUUAUUCUUACGGUGUUAUACUUUUAGAGUUGAUUACCGGAAGAAAACCUUUACAUGAAGGAAGCAACAUUACAAUUGUUCAAUGGGCUAAAAAUCGGAUUGGACAAGCAUUGAACAAUGAUGACUAUACCAGACUUGUUGAUUCCAGAUUGAAAGAGUAUAAGGAGAAUGAAAUGUUAAGAAUGAUUUAUUGCGCUGCUGCUUCAGUGUAUAAACCUUCAUUCUCACGACCAAAUAUGAACCAGAUAUUUAGAAUUCUUCAAGGAACUAUGCGUCCCGAGCAGAUAAUGAAACGGAAAGAUAUCAUAAGUCUACUUGAUGAUAUGCCUCAGGAUGCUCAAAUGUAUCAGAUGAAGAAAUAUAGUUUUAUAGAACUAGCAAGGGCAACUGAUUUCUUCUCCAAUGAUCAUCUCCUUGGCGAGGGUUUUGGUCAAGUCUUUAGGGGAAUCUUGGAUGGUGAAGUCGUUGCUAUCAAGAAAGUUAAGAUUCUUAAUCUGGAAAACUAUUUGGAGGAGAUUGAGCAGCUUAGCAUUUUGAGUCACCCAAAUAUUGUUAAGGUGAUUGGGUACUGCGUUGAGAAAUCCAAUAGAUUGCUUGUUUCAGAGUGUGUUCCCAACGGGAGCUUGGAACAUCAUUUACAUUAUGCAAGAGACACGAUUUUGGAUUGGUCAAAGAGAAUGAAAAUUGCCACGAACUCUGCAAAAGGGUUGCUACAUCUUCAUGAAGGCAGUAUACUCAAAAUUAUACAUGGAAACAUCAAAGCAGCAAAUAUCCUUCUUGAUAAAGACUUUGAACCAAAGGUGGCAGAUAUUAUGCUUGCAGCUAUGUUACCGAAUUUUGACAGCUUCCGUUCAUUAGUAGCUAACGUAUAUAGAGAUGCAGAAGAUCGUGAUCGAAGAAUAUCAGAUAAAUCAGAUGUUUAUUCUUUCGGUGUUAUACUUUUGGAAUUAAUUAGUGGAAGAAAACUUUUGGAUAAACAAGGCGAUAUUAUUGCUUGGGCUAAGAAUCGAAUAGGACAAGCUUUGAACAAUAAUGUCUAUGUUGAUCUUGUUGAUCCCAAAUUGCAAGAAUAUAAUGAAGAUGAAAUGAAAAGAAUGAUUUGUUGUGCUGCUGCAUCGAUAUAUAAAGCUGCACGCUUUCGACCAACAAUGAAACAGAUUGUUGAAGUCUUACAAGGGAGUAUACCAUGGACAAGUAUAUGGAACAAUGACAACAAUUACCUUUGAGGAUGGAGCACUGUAUCUUCAUUGGCCAAGGGAACUUAGAUUUAUAAAGAACUGUACCCAAUACAAUGUGCACAGAGAAAUUGGAAUAUUGGAGCUUCCAUUUCAUCAUCAUUGGAGAAACGAAAGUCGUGAAAUUUCUUUGCCACUUUCCUUCCAUUCUUGUUUUUGACAACAAAUCAGGAAAUUGAUCUCGCCCUUUUACAGCCUCCUUCGGGUCAAAUUGAUUGUUUAUGGUUUUUGAUUUAAUGGUAUGGUCUGUGAUAUAUGGAUUUGAGUUUGUGAUUAGAACACUCCUCUCUUUCCCUAUUGUUUUGUGAAUUUUGUUGUAAUGAAUUUUGAGUACAUUUCCUCGUGGCUUGAUCCAUGUGGCUUAAUUAUGGUUUGCUUUCUUC
This is a messenger RNA of Hevea brasiliensis (rubber tree), 2511 nucleotides long. RefSeq names its product proline-rich receptor-like protein kinase PERK15. The coding region runs from base 11 to 2119 and encodes 702 amino acids. Gene Ontology annotation, molecular function: protein kinase activity; ATP binding. The record is from RefSeq and is a predicted model, not a curated record. Gene Ontology annotation, biological process: protein phosphorylation. Lineage: Eukaryota; Viridiplantae; Streptophyta; Magnoliopsida; Malpighiales; Euphorbiaceae. The transcript is spliced from 15 exons.